CGCCGCUGCGAGCCCUCAGUAUCUGGAUCUAUGUUGUAGAUAGAUGGGUUAGAUGUCACACGCCGCUGCAGGUUGCAAAGGUUGAAAGUACACAUUUAUGCACUUCUCCUUUUACCUCUUUUUUGGGUUUUUUUCUCCUUCGUUUGGAUACUACUGACCUGACACUGGAUAUGUGCACACAGGAUGAUGACAGCCCCUUUCCUCCCCGUAGAAGUAAAAUAAAAUAGGCUUUCGCACACAGUGGAUUUACUCCUGUCGUUCCAUAUGAAGAAGUCAAAAAUUUGGAUACACACCUGUGUCCAUUCACUGCUGUUCAUCACGCUUGGGGUAUAUUCAAGUAAAUUUGACGUCAACCCAGUGACAGAUGACAUCUCUAGACUUUCUAUUUUGAAACAAAAUAUUCCUAAAGAUUAUAAAAUUCCUGUACAUUACAUUCCAAAAGAGGAGGGUGGGAUGUGUUGGGUAAAAUUAAAUGUCUUCUAUUUGGAGGAGAGUUUAAAAGAUUUAGGACAUAAGUUUGGAAACAUUUCAUCUAACAAAAAAGAUAUUAGCAUAUUCAUCCAAAUGCUCCAAGAACUGCGGAUCAACAUGGGGUCACUGGAACCAAUCAUGUAUGAUUUCGAGUGUCACUACAGGAAAGAGAGGUGGCAGACAGCACAAUACUUUGACUUUGUCAAAGACUUCCUUAUAGCUGCACAGAAUAACAAAGAUUCAGAUGACUGUGAUCCUCCUCCUUGUCCCUCCCAACCAGACCCAGUAGAUGGAGAAGAGAUCACAACAGAAAACUGCUCCUCCACGACCAGCAGUAAUGGCUCAGACUGUCAAACAGACCGCAAUCCACACCCAAGUAAAGGAACAUUAUACCUGUCUGAGGUGGUGGAGCGAAGCCUUCUAUCUUUACUCUUCAUUCCACUCAUAGCCCUUCUAAUCCUGUUUGUGUGCAAGGUCAGGUCACGCAGGCGUGAGGAGGAUCUUCAACAGAAUCCUGGAGAAGGUGGACUUUUCACAGGAACAGAAGGGACUGUACCUACACUAGAUGCUGAAAUAACAGAGAAAAGCAUGUUGAACGUCAUAGAAACGGUGUAACCCUUCAACCACUUGAUGUCCAUCAGCAUUAUUGGGCUCUACUCUUUUCUCCUGUUGGUGUCCAAAGGUAAUGAGAAACAAACAUGAAGCUGAAUUCCAUCGUUAGAUGUCAGAGGCAAAAGGCCUGGUUUUGACUGUUCUCAAGAUUCAAGAUGGAAGACUGACAACUGCCAUGACCAAGAAUUAUCUGUUUGAACCACACCUGCUACCAUAUGGAUAAGCUUGCCUUUCUUGUGCACACUGCAUUAACCCCAUGCUGUGACAAUUGUGCUGAGAGAAACCCCCCCCAAUACCAGGCCUCCUCUGGAUUCUCUGGAUUCUCUGGCUCCUGCAAAUCAUUUGUCAGCACCUUCUACAGCCUGCCUGUGUUUCUGGGCCCUCCAGUUCAUCUUCAAACGGGAAAGCAGAGAGUGACUGACACUGGUAAUCUCUUGUGUGAACUGAGACAUGAAUUUACUACCUCCAAUGACCCUCAUGUUAACCACAUCCUUAACUGCUCUACAGCUUCUCUUAGUCUGGGGUUUCCCAAAGAAUAUAAUGUUACACAUUCUAGUUCUGAGGUGUAGUCGCGUUGUCUGGUUUAGCCAUGUACCAUCGGGGGGAUAUGAUGUAUUUAUUUAUUGGUGGUAGCACGGAGCUGCUGCUUUUCAUACAAACUGAACUGUUUAAGUGAUCAUUUAUGAGCACCUUUACUAGCGGGUCACAUUUAAAGGACAGUCUGCAUACUAACACGUUAUAAACCCAAAAACACAUUCCUGAACAAGUGACAUUUCCUUGUGUUGUUGUUGUUGUUGUUGUUGUUGUUGUUGUUGUUGUUGUUGUUGUUGUGUUUAGUAUAUAUGACUUGGGUGAUUUAGUUUGUGUGAAUGGAUUACAUGAAAAAACAUAGAUACAAAGUAUGCUGCGUUGACUAACUUACAUUUAGACUAUUCCUAUUUGCAUUGACAUUCUGCUAACAAGUAUCAGGGACAACUUCCAGGUUUUUUUGUUUGUUUGUUUUGGUUUUUAAGCAAAAAAGUGAAUGAUGCAUUCUGUAUGGUAGGAGUCAGACACAUGUAGGACAAUGAUGGGCCUCCCAUAUUAAAUUUUAGCUAAACAAUGCCUUUAUUUUCACUUAUCUCGCAUUUACGUUUGCAAAGCAGAAACAGUUACUGAAGAGAUUUUUGAAGGUCCUCUCUCUGUGAAAGGAAAGAAACUAAACAGUUAAAUUUGUGAAAGGACAACAGAGUUUGUUAAAAAAAAAAAAAAGAUAGCAUUUGUAUAUUCACUUUCUACUGCUCAGUCCCUGAACGGGGUCACGGGGGGGGCUGGAGCCAUUCCCAGCCGGCAAUCGGGUGAAGGCGGGGUAUAC
Molecule: messenger RNA, 2437 nt
Organism: Monopterus albus (swamp eel)
Lineage: Eukaryota; Metazoa; Chordata; Actinopteri; Synbranchiformes; Synbranchidae
Gene: kitlga
Product: kit ligand a
Exons: 10
Coding region: 265-1086 (273 amino acids)
Biological process (GO): cell adhesion; positive regulation of cell population proliferation
Cellular component (GO): plasma membrane
Molecular function (GO): stem cell factor receptor binding; cytokine activity
Source: RefSeq, a predicted model, not a curated record